GCAGAAGGGAGUUGCGGCAGCUAGAGCAGCCAGCUCGAUCGCUAGAGUUCUUGUGGGUAUAGAUCGAGAAAUAGCCUGCAGGUUCAAGAUUUCUAGUGUGUGUGGUGAUGGCAUCAGCUCCAGUUCAGGAACAACACCUACAGCCAGGGACGAAGCACUUCAGGAACCAGCUUGCUGCUGCCGUCAGGAGCAUCGGUUGGAGUUAUGCCAUCUUUUGGUCCAUUUCAACCAGUCGCCCAGAAGUAGUUUUGGCUUGGAAAGAUGGGUUCUACAACGGUGAGGUUAAAACGAGGAAGAUAUCCAACUCGGAGGAGCUGACGGCCGAGCAGCGCGUCCUGCAGAGAAGCGAGCAGCUGAGGGAGCUCUACUGCUCCCUCCUGUCCGGCGAGUGCGACCACCGGGCAAGAAGGCCCAUGGCCGCGCUGUCGCCGGAAGAUCUCGGUGACGCAGAAUGGUACUACGUAAUUUGCAUGACCUACAUCUUCCGGCUUGGCCAAGGGUUGCCAGGCAAAAGCUUUGCAAGCAAUGCACCUGUUUGGCUGUACAAUGCCCAGUCUGCCGAUACCAACACCUUUCUGCGCGCGCUCUUAGCGAAGAGCGCGUCCAUUCAGACAAUCGUAUGCAUCCCCUUCAUGAGUGGCGUGCUUGAGCUCGGGACCACUGAUCUAGUUUCGGAGGACCCAAACUUGGUAAACCGAAUCGUCGCGUCGUUCCGGGAGCCUCAGUUCCCGACAUUCUUAGAGGUGCCGAGCUCCAGUCCUUCUCCGGACGACAUGGAAGAUGCCGACCCCGUGUUCGAAGGCUUCAUUGAUCACAACGCCAUCGAACAGGAGCAGACGGUGGUCGUCGUACCCCCGGGAGAACACGAGCUCGGCGACGCCGUCGUCGUCGCCGCCAACGACGACCUCGACCAAGUCACCAUGGAGAUCGACGAGCUCUACAGCUUCUGCGAGGAGCUGGACCUGGACCUGGACAUGGACGUCGUGCGCUUUCUCGAGGAUACGGCCGGCUUGCCUGUGAACCCCGGCCGUUCUUUCCAACUAGUCCCAACGACGACGUCGUCGUCACUAGAGGCGGCGGCGGCCAACGAUGGUGAUGCCGUCGGCGACGCCGUCGCGAACUCCCGCGCGUCGUGUUUCGUGGCUUGGAAGCGAGCGAGCUGCUCGGACGAGGCGAUGGCCGCCGUGCCGGUGACCGGCAUAGAGCCACAGAAGUUUCUGAAGAAAGCUGUAGACGGUGGCGCAUGGAUGAGCAGCAACGACGGCGACGGCCGUGAUGGCCGCGUGGCGAUCAUGGCUCAAGAGAGCAGCAUCAAGAAUCAUGUCAUGUCAGAGAGAAGGCGCCGGGAGAAGCUCAACGAGAUGUUCAUGAUCCUGAAGUCACUAGUCCCCUCCGUCCGCAAGGUGGACAAAGCAUCCAUCCUUGCAGAAACGAUAGCCUACCUCAAAGAGCUGGAGAAAAGGGUGAAGGAGCUGGAGUCCAGCAGCGAAGCAUCAGCACGACAGCGAAGGCGGCGUGAGAUCGCCGGCGGGAAGGUCUGCGUCGUCGGUGGCGGUGGCGGCGACGCAGGGAGGGAGCAACACCGCGUCGUGAUCUCCCAGCAGGAGGGCGCCCCGGCCGCCAACGUGGAUGUAACCGUCGCAGGCAAGGUGGUCGUCCUCGACGUGCAGUGCCGGUGGAAGGAGUUGGUGAUGACACGAGUGUUCGACGCGAUCAAGAGCCUAAGUCUCGACGUUCUCUCGGUGCAGGCCUCGGCACCAGAUGGUCUCCUCGGACUCAAGAUACAAGCUAAAUUUGCUUGUUCUGGUGCAGUGGCACCUGGGAUGAUCAGCGAGGAACUCCAGAAAGCUAUAGGCAGCUAUUAUUGUUGAAGCACUGAGCACAGAAGACGAUCAUGUACUUAUAGAUAUAUUCUACUUUUCAAAUGCAGGAAUAAGCAGAAUUCCAGUAGGAUACCCAUGAAAUUUUUAUUUGUCCCGAACGAGCAAAGUUUAAUAAACCACACACACAUCCCUGUAUCGCAACCACGCCAGCCACAAUUCUAGCCAAGAUAAAGGAAGUGGGAAAUUGCAGGUGCCUUGCAUGGGCCAAGAAACUUUUGUUAAUCACAUAGCGUGUGGCCAUGUGGUAAUAUAUAUGAUUCUAUAUAAACAAAUUCUGUAAAAAGUUAUCCUUUAUUAAUGGACUAGCGUGGUGGCCAUGGCACACAGUUGAGCACAGGGAUAGCCGUGGGUCGAAUAAAUACCCACGGGUCGAUCCAUGCCUAUCCUUAGUUGAGCAGGUAACUGCUCUCUCUCCGUUUCAAGUUAUAAGUCGUUUUGACUUUUAGUUAAAGUUAAACUACUCUAAGUUUAACUCAA
Oryza brachyantha (malo sina) is the source of this 2360-nucleotide messenger RNA. Its product is annotated as anthocyanin regulatory R-S protein-like. NCBI's taxonomy places the organism in Eukaryota, Viridiplantae, Streptophyta, Magnoliopsida, Poales, Poaceae. The record is from RefSeq and is a predicted model, not a curated record. Gene Ontology annotation, molecular function: protein dimerization activity. The transcript has 9 exons. Bases 108 to 1871 code for a protein of 587 amino acids.